AUGAUUAUAAUAACAAAACCAAUUUUAACAACUAUUUUAAAACAAGGUUUUAAGUUUAGCAAUUCACAAUCAAAUCAAAUUAUUAGAUCAUAUUCAAAAGGUUUACUAUUGGGUCAAAAUGGUUUCGAUUUUAAUAAUAGAAAUAAACAAAUUAUUUCGUUUUCAUCAUUAAAUAAUUGUAAAAAUAUUAAAGGUUUAUCAUUUUUUAGAAUAACAAGACAAUUUUCAUCAUCAAAUACACCAACCAAAAAUAAUAAUAAUAAUAAUAAUAAUAAUGAUAACGAUAAUAAUAAUGACAAUAAUAAUAAUGAAAAUAAAAACGAAAAUGAGGGUGAGGGUGAAAAAGAUGAAAAUAAACUUGAGGAAGUUGAAAUUUCAUCAGAGGAAGCUUCAUCAUUAAGAAAUAAAAGAAAAGAUAAACUUGCAGGUAUGUUUAAUAAACCUAAAGAACCUGUAAAAAAAGAAGAGGAGGCAGCAGCAGCAACAGCAGCAUCAGAACAAGAAGAAGUUCAACAAGAAGAAAAAGAGUCAUCAAAUACUGAGGAAAAUCAAGUUAAAGAGGAGCAAGCUAAAAGUAAUGAUGUCAUUAUUGAACCACAAGUUUUUACAGAUGGUAAAGGUGAAAAGGUUGUUAUUGAAGGUGAUCUUUCAACCUUUUACAUCUACACUAUUUUCUCUGCAUUAUUUGUUGGUACCAUUGGUAUUGCAAUUGCAAAAUUAAUUUCAGAUUGGAGAAAUAGUGCAACUGGUGUACUUGGUAUUCAACAAUUUGAUUUCGUUUUAUUGAUUCAAGAUAUUUAUUUUGGUGAUUUAAAACCUGCAAUGGAAGUUGGUAAUAAAGAAUUCAAUGAAAAAACUAAAAAGAAUUACUUUUUUGAUGAAGCUAAUAUUAAACAUGCAACACUUGGUGAUACAAUUACAUUAAUUAUUCCAAUUUUACAAAAGAAAACAAAUGCAAGAUUAGGACAUGUAAAUGUUGAUUUUUGCAAAGAAGGUAAUGAAAUGACCAUUCAAAAUUUCUAUAUCAAUGCAAUCAAUGGUUAUGUUUAUGACCUUCCAGCACCAAAACAUAAGAUUGACACAACAAAAGAAAGAUACAGUGGUAAAUAUUCAUUAGAAGAAUUAUUGGCUGAUCCAACACUUUAA
Dictyostelium discoideum AX4 is the source of this 1146-nucleotide messenger RNA. RefSeq lists its product as hypothetical. Lineage: Eukaryota; Evosea; Eumycetozoa; Dictyosteliales; Dictyosteliaceae. Bases 1 to 1146 code for a protein of 381 amino acids. The record is from RefSeq and is a predicted model, not a curated record. The transcript is spliced from 2 exons.